Molecule: messenger RNA, 1913 nt
Organism: Lacerta agilis (Sand lizard)
Lineage: Eukaryota; Metazoa; Chordata; Lepidosauria; Squamata; Lacertidae
Gene: IFITM10
Product: interferon induced transmembrane protein 10
Exons: 3
Coding region: 620-982 (120 amino acids)
Cellular component (GO): plasma membrane
Source: RefSeq, a predicted model, not a curated record
GCCGCCCGCGCAGGCGACAUUCGAUCUUUAUCCAAUUUCGAUCUCUUCCCCAUGACUGGAGCGCACAGAGCGCCCCUUGCCCCUCGGCGCUCGCGUCAGCAGGGCAACACCCUCCUCCCCACAGGAGACUGAAGAAGGGGACGGGGCGGGGGUGGCCAGGAGUCCCUCAGUGCUGCUGGCCACGCACCUCCAUGUUGGACGGCGUGCCCGUGUCUGCAUGCGCGUCGGUCACGGAGGCCCGGGCCGGGCCUGCUGGCUGAGGGACUUUCUGCACGCCCCGGACGCAAGUGGCCCCUCAGCUUCCCCGCUGCUUCUGAAACACCGCUGUGGACCAACUGGACGGCAUUCAACUGGCAAUGCCUGCGCCUGGACGCGGGGGGCGGCCCGCGUUUCCACAAGGGGAUCACACUUUGCCAGGAUAUAGUUGUGUAAACUGGGGGCUGCCACCACGGAGAGACCACAGGAACCCCCCUUGGGCCCUCCAUGUCCCUUUGACGGGGCCUUUUGGACUCGAAGACCCCCCCACGCCCCCCAGCAGGGGUGCUUUGCUUGCAUCUCCAAGACACCCCCUGUACAGCAAGGAUCGCCGGUCCUGUCUCCUUCUUCUGCCGUUUGCCUCAUGGAGAACAAGAGCUGCAAAGGGGACAGCCUGCGGCCACCUGUCCAAUGCAAACACUCUGUAGAGAAGAAGACGAUGACUAACCCCACCACGGUGAUUGAAAUCUACCCAGACACCACCGAGGUGAAUGAUUACUAUCUCUGGUCCAUCUUCAACUUUGUAUACCUCAAUUUCUGCUGUCUGGGAUUCAUUGCCUUGGCAUAUUCUCUGAAAGUUCGGGAUAAAAAACUCCUCAAUGACCUGAAUGGUGCUGUCGAAGACGCCAAGACUGCCCGUCUUUUUAACAUUACUAGCUCGGCACUGGCCACUUUCUGCAUCAUCCUUGUCUUCAUCUUUCUGCGAUACCCACUCACCAACUACUAGAACGUGGCCAGUAGUUGCUGCCCAAAUUCCCGUGCCAGAAGCCGCCAUUGAGUUUCUAACAGAAGGGACACAAACAAAUAAAACGACACCCAUGCAACUCCCUCCAAAUGACAAACGCCACCCCAAACAGAUCGAAGAAACAAUCAGGACUCCCCUUUACACUCCUCCCCUCCCCUCCCCCCCAAUAGCCUGACUGGUAUGUGAACUUCCGUAGCAGAGAGUUUUACUUUUACAUUUUGUACACAAAGUAUUUAUUUUCAUGAUAAAGAAAUAGGAUUUGAUGGUGAGAUGGAAACGAUGCGGCUUAAUCAGAGGGGACGGCGGACUGCGGUGGAGGAGAAGCGGAAAGAAUACACCAGUGAUCCCAAGAUGAAGGCAACGUAACCAACCUGAGACUGCUGAACUGAGAGGAUGGGGCAGAUUGCCCUGUUGGGCAUGGUGAAACGCAGACCUCUUUGGGGAUAUACCCCUAUGUCUGUACAGAGUUUCAGAAGCUCAAGAGAGGGAAUGGAAUAAUUUAAAAAAAAAAAAAAGCUUGCUGCUAAGAGUUAGGCAUGGCCUUUGCAGAACAUAUCAGUUGCAUUCAGACUGCUUCCAAGUUCUUUCCCUCUCCGCUCCUCACUCUGUGUCCCCAACACACACACACACACCUUUGCCGUCUACAUUUUUACCUGUUUUCAUAUUUAUUUGAUUGAAGCCCAUAAUAGCUUGCAAAAAUGUUUAUAAAUCAGGAAAUUUGGGUUCUAGACAGGUUACACUAGCCUCUCCUGAUGAAUCCUGGAGCCUUCCAAGGUAAAUCCCAGAGGGGAGGGGAAAAGUAAUGGUCCUCUUUGGAACCUCAUGGAAACACUGAGAAUGUAGACAACUUAUGGAAAAUUUGCAUAGAUCCUGUAUCUCUGUCAACUUUCAAUAAAAAUACCUCUAACCAUCA